CGUGAAGGCAGCAGCAGGCAGCGGAGGGACCGGGCUGAGGCUGCAGGAGUGGUUCCGCCGCCCGCUCACAUGUCUGCACUUUGUUCAGAGACAGCGGAGCGUCCAGCUGAGCCGACACCGAACUGUAUCACGUCCCGGAUCCGGUGGCAGAACCGGGAUCCCAGCGGAGCCGGACCCGAGACACAGAGUGACGAGGCUGACGACGUAUCUCCCACCUGCUGCCACAGAAACCGGUGACGCGAGCGGCUGGAUGCUGUCUCCCCUCUACCUCUGCACAGUGACGAUCCCUCAGAGAUGACUUCAGCCACAGACCUGCAGGCGGCCGGAGGACUCGGGUCCCUUCAGGUCCUGAUGUUGUGUCUCUGGCUGCUGCAGCCUGAGACCAGCGCCGCCUCAGCCUGGAGCCAAACGGGGCCUCGGCUGCAGCUCUCCCACUCAGAACUGAAGAACAGCUCGGCCGUGUUCUGGCGGGCCGGCGCCGGUGGCUUCCAGCCGCUGCUGCUGGACGAGGACCGAGGCUGGUUACUGGUCGGAGCCAGAGACCACAUCUACCUGCUGAGGCCCGACGGCCUGGACCUGCCCACGCAGGCGGUGAGACAGGGAGCGGGUCGGGGGUUCUGUUCACGGGCUUCGGGUCAGAGCGGCUGUGCUUCUGUCCUGCAGGUCCACUGGCCGGCUGCCAGGGAACACGUGGAGCACUGCCGGCAGGCGGGGAAGAGUGUGGAGAGCGACUGCGCCAACUUCGUGCGGCUGCUGCAGCCGUUCAACCGGACCCACGUCUACGCCUGUGGCACCGGCGCCUUCCACCCACAGUGCACCUACCUGCACCUGGGCCACAGCCCCCAGCAGCCGUUCGGGUCCGUGUCGCCCUCGGAGUCGGGCCGAGGAAAGUGCCCCUUCAGCCCCAGAGAGCCGUUCACCGCCCGGCUGACGGAUGGAGAGCUCUUUGCUGGGACCUCGGUGGACUUCAUGGGAGCCAACGCCGGCGUGUUCCGCACGUCGCUCCAGGGCAGCAGCCAACAUUCAAUCCGGACCGAGCCCUACGACCAGAACUGGCUGAACGAACCCGACUUCGUGGGCUCCUUCUCCAUCCGUGACACUCACAGCCCAGACGACGACAAGGUCUACGUGUUCUUCAAGGAGCGCGCGGCGCCGGCGGCCGGACAGUGGGACCGGCGGGUCUACAGCCGCGUGGCUCGGGUCUGCAAGAAUGACGUCGGGGGCAGAAGGAGUCUGAUCAACCGCUGGACCACCUUCCUCAAAGCCAGGCUGCUCUGUUCUGUUCCCGGCCCGUCGGGAGUCGACACGCAGUUCGAUGAGCUGGAGGACGUCUUUGUUCUGGAGACCAAGGACCCUCAGAACCCCCUCGUCUACGGGGUCUUCAGCACAUCCAGCUCCAUAUUUCGUGGUUCAGCCGUGUGUGUCUUCUCCAUGGCGUCGAUCCGUGCUGCGUUCAACGGCCCGUUCGCCCAUAAAGAAGGUCCGGACUCUCGCUGGGUCGAGUACAAGGGCCGCAUCCCGUAUCCCCGACCCGGAACGUGUCCCAGCGAGACCUACGAUGCCCUUCACAAGUCCACCAAGGACUUCCCUGAUGAGGUGGUGAGCUUCAUGCGGCAGCAUCAGCUGAUGUGGGAGCCCGUCCUGCCGCUGGGCGGGAAACCCGUCCUGACCCGGGUCAACACGCCGCACCUGCUGAAGAAGGUGGUGGUGGACCGGGUGGAGGCGGAGGAAGGGCCCUACGAUGUGCUGCACCUGGGCACAGAUGAUGGGAAAGUGGUGAAGGCCGUGUCGGUGAUUAAAGACAACUGGGACACAGAGGAGCUGGUUCUGGAGGAGCUGGCUGUGUUCCAGAGUCCGACUCCCGUCCUGAGCAUGGAGCUGUCCACCAAGCGACAACAGCUGUACGUGUCCAGCGAGCUCGGCGUGGCCCAGCUCGGCCUGCAGCGCUGCGAGCUGUACGGCGCCGGCUGCGCUGAGUGCUGCCUGGCCAGAGACCCGUACUGCUCCUGGGACGGACAGACCUGCUCCAGGUUCUUCCCCAGCAGCCGGAGGCGAGCGCGGAGGCAGGAUGUGAAGUAUGGAGACCCCUGGAGCCAGUGUCCCAUCACAGAGGACGACUCUGCCUCGGUGCAGGUGAAGCCGCUGUACGGAGUGGAGGGAAACUCCACCUUCCUGGAGUGUCUCCCUCGGUCCCCGAAGGCCCAGCUCAGAUGGACGCUGCAGCAGGUGGAGACCCGGCCCAUUCCUGGCCAGGACCUAGAGCUCCCUCACAGCGACCGUCACCUGCACAUGGGCCGGGGUUUGCUGCUGCAGCACCUGGAGCCGGCCGACGCCGGCACCUACACCUGCUCCAGCCGCGAGCACUCGUACAGCCACGUCCUGGCCCGGUACCGCCUCCACGUCAUCCCCAGCAGCAGCCUGCCCCCGGGCGCGGCGGGGGGCGGCCCGGUGGGGGGGGGCUCCGCCGGGGUGCCCCUCGCUCCAGCCGCUCCACUGCCGGGACACAGGCUGCAGCCGCUCCCCUGGCGCAGGUUCAAAGACCUGCAGCUGGGGAGCAACAGUCCGAGCGUGGACGAGUACUGUGAGCAGCUGUGGCACCGGGAGAAGCGCCGGCAGCAGAAGUUCCGCGAGAAGCUGAAGCACGAGGGCAGGAAAGCCCGCGUGAGGAGGAACAACCCGCCCCAGGUUCCUCUCUAGCUGCAUGGGGGGAGGAGCAUCAGAGGAGCAAACGGGAGCUGGCGUUGCAACAUCCGCCCAUGUAGAAACAAGGGUUCCAGAGCAGCAACUAAAACUAUCAAGGUUUUAACUACAGCAACAUUAGAAGCAAAUGUUAAUAUAAAGCCUUCAGUCGGAUUGCAGAUCUGAUCUCACUAAUAAACAAGUAGUAGAGGUAUCAUGUAAUUAAAGAGAAGAAUAGAAUCUGGUCAUGUCAAUCAAACACGUUGGGUUUAACCACAGGACGAGCAGAUUGUGCCAAAGCUCAGCAGGAAACAUUACAACUCAUGUGUAACAGCUGCUCGUGAGUCGCUGCGUUGUCAGUGCUCAGAUGCUGCUGAACACGUAAGAACUGUGCCAGCAUGACUUCAAAUAUUAUACAGACAUAUUUCAAGAUUUUGGAGUUUUUGGUUGAACAUUGAAUUUAGUAACAGAUACAUAUGACAUGUGUGUUUGUGGUGCUGAUCUACACCGUUGGGAUCUAGGCCUUGGGUGAAACACACACAUGGAAUGGACCUUGCUUGAAAAUGUAUGUAAAGCUUGAUAAUUCUGCGACAUAUCUACUAAUAUUAUUCACACUAUGUAUAUUACAGAACUCUAUUUUUGAUAGUUUCUUUCUUUUAGUACAUUUUUAUUCCAGUGUUAUGUCAUAAAUUGUCAUAAAUACAAUGGGAACAUGUUUUGUUACUUUACAUUUUAAUAAACUUUAAGAACUCUUGAGAAA
Betta splendens (Siamese fighting fish) is the source of this 3439-nucleotide messenger RNA. Its product is annotated as semaphorin-3D. Gene Ontology annotation, biological process: neural crest cell migration; negative regulation of axon extension involved in axon guidance; axon guidance. The coding region runs from base 295 to 2697 and encodes 800 amino acids. Gene Ontology annotation, molecular function: chemorepellent activity; semaphorin receptor binding. The record is from RefSeq and is a predicted model, not a curated record. The transcript is spliced from 18 exons. NCBI's taxonomy places the organism in Eukaryota, Metazoa, Chordata, Actinopteri, Anabantiformes, Osphronemidae.